CAGGAUGUUGCACUUGAAGACGCCUCCGGGGCCAUGUGCUGAUGUGGCUGGUUGUUGAGUGUCCCCUGCAAACGAGUUGGAGUGAGGGGCAACCAGACGAAAGCGACCUAUCAUGCCCUGAAGACGUCUUGCGGCCUUGGAAUGAGGGGGUCCCAUCCCACCAAGUCUGAAAGCAACCCGACUUGUCCAAUCCAUCGUACCGGGCAUUUGGCGGGUACCUUGUCAUCCCAGCAAGCAGCUCCCACUCCAGCACUAUAUUUGGACCAUUGAGGGGUCCUCGGCGGGGACUACAAGUAAGGUGAGCUAUCCUCCUGGCGACCUGACUUGUUUACUUCCACUCCGCCAUUUGCUUCUCCUAUUUAUUUCCACGUUGAAAUUGAAGUUUUUAUCAAACCAGCUCGUCCUCUGAUCAGUCUUUAGCUCUAAUCGCAGUGCUCGAAACCUCUCCCAUCGCCAUAUUCUCCUGGCCCAUCAUGGAAGCCAUCAAGUCCGCUCUCAACAUUGGCUCUAGCAAGCCUGCCGCCACCGAGCCCUCUGCCGAGCAGCUUACCCAGCUCAAGGAGAAGUACACCAAAGCUGGACAAGACCACGUCUUCACCUUUUACGAUGACCUUCCUACCCCUGAGAAGGCAACUCUUUUCGAGCAAUUGUCUGGCUUCGACCCCGAGCACAUCAACAAGAUCACAGACCGCGCUCUCAACCCUCCCAAGACCGAAGAAGAUGCAUCCGCCCAAUCUGGCCUCGAGCCAUUGCCCGAGUCUGCCACCGCCAGUAUCCUCGAUUCCAAGACCGAAGACAUUGAGAAGUGGUACCAGUCGGGUCUCGAACUGAUCGGACAGAACAAGGUGGCCGUUGUGCUGAUGGCAGGCGGUCAGGGCACCAGACUGGGCAGCUCAGCACCCAAGGGCUGCUACGAUAUUGGGCUUCCCAGCCAAAAGUCACUCUUCCAGAUCCAGGCAGAGCGAAUUCGUAAGGUCCAGGAGCUUGCCGCCAAAAAGGCCGGCACCAGCAGCGCCGUCGUGCCGUGGUACGUCAUGACCUCCGGCCCCACUCGCGGCCCCACGGAGAAGUACUUCCAGGAGAACAACUACUUUGGCCUUGACAAGGCCAACGUCUUCAUCUUUGAGCAGGGUGUCUUGCCUUGCAUCUCGAACGAGGGCAAGAUUUUGCUCGAGUCAAAGGGGAAGGUUGCCGUUGCUCCUGAUGGCAACGGAGGUAUCUACCAGGCGCUGGUUGUGUCAGACGUCAUGGGCGAUAUGCGCAAGAGGGGUAUUGAGCACAUCCACGCCUACUGUGUCGAUAACUGCCUGGUAAAGGUCGCCGACCCCGUCUUCAUCGGUUUCUCGGCAUCCAAAGAUGUCGACAUCACCACCAAGGUGGUGCGUAAGCGCAAUGCCACCGAGUCUGUUGGUUUGAUUCUGCUCAAGAACGGCAAGCCAGACGUUGUCGAAUACUCCGAGAUUGACAAGGAGACGGCCGAAGCCCAGGACACUAAGCAGCCCGGAGUCCUCAAGUUCCGCGCUGCCAACAUUGUCAACCACUACUACUCUUUCCGCUUCCUCGAGAGCAUCCCCCAGUGGGCGCACAAGCUUCCCCACCACAUUGCGCGCAAGAAGAUUCCCUACGCCGACCUCAAGUCCGGCGAGACUGUCAAGCCCGAGAAGCCCAACGGUAUCAAGCUGGAGCAGUUCGUCUUUGACGUCUUCCCCAUGCUGGACCUCAGCAAGUUCGCCUCUAUGGAGGUGAAGCGCGAGGACGAGUUUUCGCCGCUGAAGAAUGCCCGCGGCACGGGAGAGGACGAUCCCGACACCAGCAAGCGCGACAUCAUGCUUCAGGGCAAGCGCUGGCUCGAGGCUGCCGGUGCUGUUGUGACCGGCGCGAGCGAGGAGGAUGGUGUCGAGGUCUCCCCUCUCUUCAGCUACGGCGGCGAGGGUCUGGAGAAGCUCAGCGGCAAGGAAGUCAAGGCUCCUGCCGUGUUGGAGAUGGAGUGAAUAUGUAGAACGUAAUGACAUGGGAUGAUAGGCGUUUACGACCGAACCGCGGGUUUUAAUAAACUAUCCGGGUUGAUGGGCCAAAGGCUGCACAAUGAAGUGUGCUGCUUCGAAUUCUGGAGCAUAUAUAAAAGUAUUGAUUCGUUGCCAAGCUAGAA
This is a messenger RNA of Colletotrichum scovillei, 2149 nucleotides long. Its product is annotated as UTP-glucose-1-phosphate uridylyltransferase. The transcript is spliced from 2 exons. Bases 474 to 1991 code for a protein of 505 amino acids. Gene Ontology annotation, biological process: UDP-N-acetylglucosamine biosynthetic process. The record is from RefSeq and is a predicted model, not a curated record. Gene Ontology annotation, molecular function: UDP-N-acetylglucosamine diphosphorylase activity. NCBI's taxonomy places the organism in Eukaryota, Fungi, Ascomycota, Sordariomycetes, Glomerellales, Glomerellaceae.